ACAAGGUUAAUUAUUUAACUUGUUGCUCGGUACCAUUUCUACCCGAAGGCAACCGUGUGUCAAGACGCGUGGUCAAGGUAUGCCAAGCAGCUGUUGUCCUCUGUCAUGGGUGAUAUUAGACAGCGCAAUGGCUCUGUGAGUAAUAAUGACACAGAUUUAUCUGUUGUCCCUUAUAGAGCGGACGACAUCAGGGUGCUUUGUCAUAAAGUUGACGUUGGGGAGGAAACUGAGUUGCAAACUCGAUCAGAAGUGCCAGUGGACGCGGAUGCUGACGCAGUUGGCCCGGUGUUUUACCGGGUUUGUUUGCCGGGUUGCUGUAAGAGAAACGACCCUGACCGCGAUGAGGAUGAUGAUGGUGAGGAGGACACGGGGGCAAACGCAGUUCAAAAAGAAAAGAAACCAGCAUGUCCAGGGCUGGGCCUCCUGUACACCUUGUUAGCAUCCGUCUUCUUCUCUGCUGCCGCUCUUCUUGUGAAGAAAAUUGAGGGGAUGCACGCCAUAGAAAUCAGUGCAAUUCGGUGCUUCUUCCAGAUGCUGUUUGUCAUGCCAGCCAUGAUAUAUUACAAUACUGGUUUUUUGGGACCUAGAGGUAUGCGAAUCUACCUGUUCUUCAGAGGGUUCCUGGGCUCCAGCGCCAUGAUAUUGUUGUAUUAUGCAGUUCUGCAGAUGCCCCUAGCGGAUGCCACAGUUAUAAUGUUCAGUAAUCCAGUCUUCACAUCCUUGCUGGCUUGGAUUUUCCUCAAGGAGAGGUUCACCAUAUGGGACGUUGUUUUUACCAUGUUUACGCUCACCGGCGUCAUACUGAUAGCCAGACCUCCCUUCCUCUUUGGUGGAAAGCUGUCUGGGAUCGAAGGAGACUACACCAAUCACAUCAAAGGCACGGUGGCUGCCUUCACAGGGGCGAUCGGAGCGGCUUGCACUAUGGUCAUUCUGAGAAAAAUAGGGAAAAGUGUUCAUUACUACCUCUCUGUGUGGUACUAUGCAGUCCUGGGACUCAUCGAGUGUGUCAUUGUUUUGUUCAUCUUGGACGAAUGGACCAUUCCAUUCUGCGGCUGGGACAGGUGGACGCUCAUGGCCAUCGGGCUGCUCGGUAUUGCCGGCCAGACGUUCCUUACCAAAGCCCUGCAGAUUGAGAAAGCAGGACCUGUUGCACUGAUGAGGACGAUGGAUGUGGUCCUGGCGUUCAUUCUGCAGUUCCUAUUCCUCAACCGCAAACCGACAUUGUGGAGUCUGGGAGGAGCGCUGUGUGUGAUUAGCAGCACUAGUGGGGUGGCCAUAAGGAAGUGGUAUAACAGCACAAAAAAUAAGAGCUGAUUGCUUAUUAUAGUGAGACGGAAAAAAAACAUUUUAUAUGUUUGCUACAAAUAAUUGCUGCAUUAGAUACCAAAGAAGCUGUAUUACUGUAAUAAUUUACAUCGAAAGUCUGAGAUUUUUUCUUUGGUCUUUGAUUUUAGGACCUUACUGUAUGCAGUAUGUACAGUAUAUGACAGUAUUUUUAGCGGUUUUGUAGUUUCUUAAAGUCAAUAUUCUUUAGUGAAGACAACAGAUAUUUUUUAAUCAAGAUACUACUGUUGAGACAGUAGUACUGUCUUAUCAUAUAGAGAGUAUAGUAGACAACAUAAUAAUCGACUGCUGGUCAUGUGCAGUCGAUUAUUAUUGAUGUGUGUAAAAAUCCCUAAAAAUGUCAAUUCCAUCAUUUACUCACCCUCAUGCCGUUGCAAAGCAGUAUGAUUUUUUCCAUGGAACAUAAAAGGAGAUUUUUUGAUUCUCGGAGUCACUCUUUUGCAUACAUUCCAUACGUAUUCCAUGAUUUAUAAUCUUUUGAAAUCCAUGCUAAAUGACUGCAAUGAAAAAAUGGGGGAAGAAACACCAUAAAAUGAGUACAUAUGGCGUUAAUACUAUAUUUCUAUAUAGUAUAUACUAUAUGUAUACUAUGUAUAUACUAUAUACUAUAUAUAAGUCACAUGGUAGAUUUUGUAUGAGGACAACACUGAAAUUGAAGUAGUUAUUUCCUGAAAAUCUUCUUUAGCUCCGUUCGUCAUCAUCCACUUGACGUGAAUGAUGCCAAAUGUCAUUUUUUGUUGCAUCCUAUUCACUUUCAUUGUAUGGAAAAGAGCAGGGUGAACAUUCUGCGAAAUAUCUGCAUUUUUCCUCCAUGGAAGGACGUUUGGAACAACACAAGGAUAAGUAAAUAAAUGAGGACAGGAUUUUUGUGUAUUGGGGCAAACUAUCCCUUUAAAACCUUUUGCACUUUGUUGUUGACAAUGUACUGUAACUGGUAUUACUUUUAAAAGGAAAACACAGGGUCAACAGUAUGUCUCCAAAUUUUUUUGCCUUCGUUUUGUUAAGUUCUGAGUUGUAUGUGCUUAAAUAUGCAAUCAGUAAUAUGUUCUGAACCUUGAUGAACCACUUGAACUCUGUCCUUAUGUACCUUAGACAUACGCAUAGGUUUGCUUCACAAAUAUUUGCCUGAUAUAGAGUGAGUCAUACUUAUUUAUUUAUCGGACGUGUGUCUUGGUGCAAAGAUGAGUUAUUGUGAGUUGUUACAAGAGGCCGUGACUAUCAGUAAUGGCUGUUCUUCUGCAGUUCAGUCACUCUGAAAUGGGUCUCUUCAGUUUGUUUUCCCUUCACAUUUAUUUAAUUUGAUCAUUUUAUUUAAACCUGUUUGUGUAAACUGACCUAAAAGCACUUUACACUGACUUGUUGUGUCAGUUUAUCUUUAUUAAAAGCACUAUUAACGGUUUACUGAUACUUCACCAGCAAUUUAUGGACAUAUGGAUAUAUAUAUUUUUUUAAUCUGAUGACAUUUCUGUUAAUAAUCCAUUAAUGUAAGAGCAGAUCCCUCCAUAUUAUUUAUUGAAGAAGGUUGUCGAUUUGAAUAAUGCCUGCUGUAGAUUUCACCUUGCAUAUUUAUAUGACUUCUGAGCUUUAGUACUUGAAAUAAAUGAAAGCUUCUUA
Molecule: messenger RNA, 2958 nt
Organism: Sinocyclocheilus anshuiensis
Lineage: Eukaryota; Metazoa; Chordata; Actinopteri; Cypriniformes; Cyprinidae
Product: solute carrier family 35 member G1-like
Exons: 3
Coding region: 106-1314 (402 amino acids)
Biological process (GO): regulation of cytosolic calcium ion concentration; calcium ion export across plasma membrane
Cellular component (GO): plasma membrane; endoplasmic reticulum membrane
Source: RefSeq, a predicted model, not a curated record